AUGGGUUUUAAUACCAAUCUUAAAGAACAAGUUAUUACUUUUUUUUCUGCUUUAAGUUUAUCUAAAGAUUUUUUUAAUUUUAUUUGGAUUGCUUUUUCAAUUCUUAUUCUUUUAUUAACAAUUACAAUAGGAGUAUUAGUUUUGGUUUGGCUUGAAAGAAAGAUAUCGGCAGGAAUACAACAACGUAUUGGACCUGAAUAUGCUGGUCCUUUAGGAAUAAUUCAAGCUUUAGCAGAUGGCUUUAAAUUAUUAUUAAAAGAAGAUAUUAUUCCCUCUAAAGGAGAUAAUUGGUUAUUUAAUAUUGGACCAGCAAUAGUUGUUAUACCAGUAUUUUUAAGUUAUUUAGUAAUUCCUUUUGGUCACAAUAUUAUUUUAGCUGAUCUUAAUAUAGGUGUUUUUUUUUGGAUUGCUAUUUCUAGUAUUGUUCCUCUUGGUCUUCUUAUGGCAGGAUAUGGAUCUAAUAAUAAAUAUUCAUUUUUAGGUGGUCUUCGAGCGGCAGCUCAAUCUAUUAGUUAUGAAAUUCCAUUAGCUUUAUGUGUAUUAUCUAUAUCUCUACAAUUAUCUAAUAGUUUAAGUACAGUUGAUAUAGUUGAAGCACAGGCAAAAUAUGGCUUUUGGGGAUGGAAUGUAUGGCGUCAACCUAUAGGUUUUUUAGCUUUUUUUAUUGCCUCUUUAGCAGAAUGUGAAAGAUUACCCUUUGAUUUACCAGAAGCGGAAGAAGAAUUAGUUGCAGGUUAUCAAACAGAAUACUCAGGUAUAAAAUUUGGAUUAUUUUAUGUUGCUUCUUAUUUAAAUUUAUUAGCUUCUUCAUUAUUUGUAACAAUUCUUUAUUUAGGUGGAUGGCAUUUUUCAAUUCCAUUUUUAUUAAAUUCUAAUUACUUAGAGUGGGUUUUUAGCCAUGGAAGUAAUCAAGUUAUUAACAUAAUAAUAGGAAUUAUUAUUGUAUUAAUUAAAUCUUAUUUAUUUUCAUUUAUUGCUAUUAUGACAAGAUGGACUUUACCUAGAGUAAGAAUGGAUCAAUUAUUGGAUCUAGGAUGGAAAUUUCUUUUACCUAUUGCGCUAGGUAAUUUAUUAUUAACGGCGUCUUUUCAAGCUUUUUUAUUAUAA
Messenger RNA from Physcomitrium patens, 1107 nucleotides. The record is from the annotation of a RefSeq genome assembly. Lineage: Eukaryota; Viridiplantae; Streptophyta; Bryopsida; Funariales; Funariaceae.